UACAAAACACACCAACAAAUUCCCUCCUUCCCAUAUAAACCACACCCCUUCCCUUUCGUCUUCCGAAAAACACUCAUUUCACCUCCUCUGAACUCCCUCUCCCUCUGUCUCUCUCUCUGAUUUUUAGCAAUGGCAUCAUCAGUGGUGAGGGUUGAUCUUGAUGGAAAACCAAUAAAUCCGCUUACAAUUUGCAUGAUCGGUGCUGGUGGUUUCAUUGGGUCCCACCUGUGUGAGAAGAUCUUGAACGAAACUCAACACAAGAUCUUAGCCCUUGAUGUUUACAAUGACAAGAUCAAGCACCUUCUCGAACCGGACAGCCUCCCUUGGGCUGGCCGGAUCCAGUUCCACCGUAUCAAUAUCAAACACGACUCUCGCCUCGAAGGCCUCAUCAAGAUGUCAGAUCUGACGAUAAAUCUGGCUGCGAUCUGUACUCCGGCUGAUUAUAAUACGCGUCCUUUGGAUACGAUUUAUAGCAACUUUAUAGACGCGCUGCCUGUGGUGAAGUACUGUUCAGAGAAUGGGAAGCGUCUGAUUCACUUCUCGACUUGUGAAGUGUAUGGGAAAACUAUUGGGAGUUUUCUUCCUAAAGACAGUCCUCUUCGUCAGGAUCCUGCAUAUUAUGUGCUUAAAGAAGAUGCCUCUCCCUGCAUUUUCGGUUCCAUUGAGAAGCAGAGAUGGUCUUAUGCGUGUGCAAAGCAAUUGAUUGAGAGGCUGGUUUAUGCUGAGGGUGCAGAGAAUGGACUUGAGUUCACCAUCGUGAGGCCUUUCAACUGGAUUGGACCCAGAAUGGAUUUUAUUCCCGGUGUUGAUGGCCCAAGUGAGGGCGUUCCCCGGGUUCUUGCUUGCUUUAGCAAUGCUCUUCUUCGCCGGGAGCCGCUCAAGCUUGUGGAUGGUGGUGAAUCCCAGAGAACAUUUGUUUAUAUUAAGGAUGCCAUCGAGGCUGUUCUCUUGAUGAUUGAAAAUCCUUCCAGGGCCAAUGGUCAUAUUUUUAACGUUGGCAACCCUAACAAUGAAGUCACUGUGAGGCAGCUUGCUGAAAUGAUGACAGCGGUCUACGCAAAUGUAAGUGGAGAACCUGCUCUUGAGGAACCGACAGUUGAUGUCAGCUCCAAAGAGUUCUACGGUGAGGGAUAUGACGAUAGUGACAAGAGAAUUCCAGACAUGACCAUAAUCAAUAGACAACUUGGUUGGAACCCCAAGACGUCUCUGUGGGACUUGCUCGAUUCAACCCUCACUUAUCAACACAAGACGUAUGCCGAGGCAAUCAAGAAGGUCAUGUCACAACCCACAACCAGCUGAAGAAGUAAAUGAGACACGAUGAAGAGGAUAUUCCUGGAUGGGCUGGUAAUUAGCGAAGUGUUCCAAUUCUUUUUAAGGCAAUCUUAAGUAUAUCAUAAUGGUUGGUUCGAUAUACAUUACAAUUUUUGUCUUUCUGGUGUCGGUAGUCGGUGGCUCAGUGUAGCUCAGGAAUGUGUUUUAAAAAUGUCAAACCUCGAGAAGAUUCUGAUGGGCAAUUAUGCCCGUGUCAUUAUAAUUUGUCACUUUGAGCAUGGUCUAGGGAAGUGUUGUGUUAAUUUGUUGACCCGAUCAAGCUUAUGUUUCUUAAAUUAUUAUUUAUUAAUUCAAUCUUGUAAGCUUCUUUA
Populus nigra (black poplar) is the source of this 1643-nucleotide messenger RNA. RefSeq names its product UDP-D-apiose/UDP-D-xylose synthase 2. The record is from RefSeq and is a predicted model, not a curated record. Bases 130 to 1299 code for a protein of 389 amino acids. The transcript has 9 exons. Gene Ontology annotation, molecular function: carboxy-lyase activity. Lineage: Eukaryota; Viridiplantae; Streptophyta; Magnoliopsida; Malpighiales; Salicaceae.